This is a messenger RNA of Podarcis muralis (Common wall lizard), 991 nucleotides long. RefSeq names its product thialysine N-epsilon-acetyltransferase-like. The record is from RefSeq and is a predicted model, not a curated record. Gene Ontology annotation, molecular function: N-acetyltransferase activity. Lineage: Eukaryota; Metazoa; Chordata; Lepidosauria; Squamata; Lacertidae.
UCUCCUUGCUGAGAUCUAGGAAGCCUGACGGAUUGACCUUGGGACCUUCACCCUGCAAAGCACCCAGAAACCCCUCCCACCCCCACCGGAGUCCAGUCGUCACUCAGGAAUCAAGCAGAUUCCCAACCACCCACCUUCCUAGCUUUCAGACGCAGCCGAGAGGCACACAGCAGUCCUUUCUACAGAGUAAGUAGCCCAGGAGAAUCUGGACUGAGCCAUGAGUUUUGCCAUCCGCCCCUGCGCCCCAAAGGACCUGAAGGACAUCAUGCGACUGGUGAAGGAGAUUGCGGGCAUUUACAACGUCCCUCUGGGCUCGCUCAGGACCAAUGUCGAAGAGCUGAAGAAAGCCGGUUUUGGGGCGCAGGCCCGAUACGAGUGCCUUGUGGCCGAAGUCCCCGCCGAAGAGAAAAGCAAAGAAGGCCACACCCUUAUCGGGUACACCCUCUUCUCGUACACCUAUAACACCUGGAGGGGAAAGAACAUCUACAUGGACAAUCUUUACGUCAUGCCGGAAUUUAGAGGGAGGCGGAUCGGGAAGGCGCUGAUGGAGCAGGCGGGUGAGGUUGCCUGGCGCCAAGGCCUCAGCCAACUCCGGAUGCACGUUUCCUCCCAGAAGGCGGACGUCCUGAGCUUCCUCGAGAGGAGGGGAGGCGAAAACCUGACCGACAAGGACGGCUGGCACCUCCUGCGUUUCCCCAACGAGGCCCUGAGGAGGCUGGCAGCUGAGAAGAGAUUCUAGCGGGCUCUGGGUUCGAAUCCUACCCUCCACACCUAGGCUCCUGGUUAGAGAGGGGGGAUGGAUAGCCCGCGAUGCAGGGGCAGCAAAAGCGAGUGCAGAGGAGGAGUUUGGGUAAGAGGAGAAGAGUCACAGAAUCACAGGAGGGACCUCCUGCGGCCAUCUAGACCAACCCCAUGCAAUGCCAGGGUUGUUGCAAAAUAAAUAAAUAAAUAAAUAAGUCUGUGAAGAAGCCUGAAGAAAUUUUCUGAUGAA